Fundulus heteroclitus (mummichog) is the source of this 2249-nucleotide messenger RNA. RefSeq names its product CCAAT enhancer binding protein alpha (gene cebpa). Gene Ontology annotation, biological process: myeloid cell differentiation; regulation of transcription by RNA polymerase II; DNA-templated transcription. The transcript has a single exon. Gene Ontology annotation, molecular function: RNA polymerase II cis-regulatory region sequence-specific DNA binding; DNA-binding transcription factor activity, RNA polymerase II-specific. The coding region runs from base 197 to 1111 and encodes 304 amino acids. NCBI's taxonomy places the organism in Eukaryota, Metazoa, Chordata, Actinopteri, Cyprinodontiformes, Fundulidae. The record is from RefSeq and is a predicted model, not a curated record.
AGCUCCGAGGUUACUGAGCAGCAGGAGUCAGCCCCGCAGCCCGCAGCCCCACGCAGCCCCACGCAGCUCCUCUCCACGCACGCCCGCUGAUCAAAGUGUCCCGCAGCGCCAGGUCCCCGCCGCCGGUCUCACCUGAGAUCCUCACCUGAGCGCCCCGUUUUCUCUAAAACUGGAUUCCCGGAGCUCGUCGCCAUGCAUGCCCGGCUUUAGGUUCUCCAUGGAGCUCUCCAACCUGUACGAGGUGGCGCCCCGGCCCCCGAUGAGCAGCUUGACCCACAGCCAGCAGCCCUCCUCCGGCUACAGAGACCCGGCUGACCUCGGCGGUGACAUCGGCGACAACGAGACCUCCAUCGACCUGAGCGCCUACAUCGACCCGUCAGCGUUCAACGACGACUUCCUGGCCGACCUGUUCCACCACAGCUCCCGCCAGGACAAGCUGAAGAUGAUGAGCGGGGACUACGACUCUGUGUCCCAGCAGCAGCUCUACAUGUCCGGCUACAUGGACUCCAAGAUGGAGCCCUUCUACGAGCACAACCCGCCGCGCAUCCGCCCCGUGGCCAUCAAGCAGGAGCCCCGGGACGAGGAGGACCUGAACCUGAACCUGCCGCCGUCCUACCACCACCAGCACCCGCACUCCCAGUACCCGCAGCAGCACCACCACCACCACCAGCAGCAGCACCAGCAGCAGCAGCAGAUGCCGCACCUACAGUACCAGAUUGCGCACUGCGCGCAGACCGCCGUGCACCUCCAGCCGGGACACCCGACCCCUCCGCCGACCCCCGUGCCCAGCCCCCACCACCAGCACCCGCACCAGCAGCAGGGGGGCCUGAAGCUGCUGGAGCAGCAGCGGGGAGGCGGCAAGUCCAAGAAGAACGUCGAUAAGAGCAGCCCGGAGUACCGGCUGCGGCGGGAGCGCAACAACGUGGCCGUGCGCAAGAGCCGCGACAAGGCCAAGAUGCGCAACCUGGAGACGCAGCAGAAGGUGGUGGAGCUGACGGCCGACAACGACAGGCUGAGGCGCAGGGUGGAGCACCUGACCCGGGAGCUGGACACGCUACGGGGCAUCUUCAGACAGCUGCCGGACGGCUCCUUCAAACCCAUGGGCAGCUGAGGGAGCCGCGGGGCCACCGGACCGGAACUUUGUGGAUUAACCGGAGAGGAGAGCGCGGCAGCUGAGGAACAUCUGGACAGGUUCUGCUCCGUUUCUCCUCCAGCAGCUAAAAAACAGUCCAAAGCGCAGAAAACCUAGCAGACUUGAAGCAGCUUUGGUUCGUUUCAGGAUUUGUUUUUCUGAACGAACCGGACUCAGAACCUUUUACCGGACCCUCAUCUCACGGACUGAACUGAAAGGAGGAGGACAGACUCAUUCUGAUCAGCGUUUUGUGCCUUUUUGAGAGUUGUGUGCGUAAAGCCGAUAAGCUGAUCCACGCAGAGCCGCCAGCAGAACUCUGCUGGUUCUGUGCCUUUUUCUCACAGACUGAGCAGCUAAGGAGGCGCAGCGGAGACCCGCCUCAGCCUGUGUUUCCUUCAUUAAUGUGCUUUCUUCUGUAUUAGUAUUCAUCUCCAUGUAAUGAGCUGUAACUGAAUGCAGAACCUGCAGACUCCUGCUCUCUGCAGCGGGUCCUGCCGGUCCAGAACCCCCUGAUCCGGUCACAGUUCUCUCCCUCACCGGGAACUCUUCUGCGCCACUCAGACUAAAAUUAAGAAGGAAAGAGCUGAAAAGUUUUGAAUCCCACAAAAAGCAGUGAGCAGGUUUCCUUUGGCUUCCUACAGCAGCUGGUACUGGUUCUGGCCCGCUUCAGCUCACCCAACGCUGUGGUACCUGCUGCCGUCCCUGCAGGUGAAGCUCUGCAGCGGCGGCAGCAGCGCUCUCCUGUGCACUAUGAGCUGCAGCACCUUGCCUCAGACGCCAUGGUACUGAUCCGGACUCAAACACAACUCUCUGCACAUACCCAAGUCUUUUCGUGUGUUUGUGAUUCUUUGCGUAAAUGUGAACAGGGUUUCUAUGCAGGGCGGCUCUUCCUCCUCUCCUCUGGUGAGUCAUCCUCACACAGUGCCUUCUGACCCGCCGCCCAUCGCUCUGUUAGGAACCAUUUCCAGGCUUGUGUCAGCGAGGAAGAAGCAAGCACUUUGUUUCUAUGUAUUUCAACCUGUGUGACCAAGUGUAAAAUAAGUCUAUAUAUAAAUAUAUAUAUGAAAUACCAAAAAAUCUGAAGCAUUGUAAUAAAAGAACCUUGUUUUAUCACAUU